AUUUCCGAGGAUUGUACGUCGGUCCUAGCUGCUCCCCCAUUUGUCCUGAUCGAGUUUGCAGGUAUUAUUAUUGCUCUUUGCUUGUUGUACUGUGACGGCUUGUCCUACCCUUUGUCUAGAGAUAUUGGCUGAAGUUUUGUGGUGUUUCAUAUCAGUAGAUAGCAAGAUAGAAGUCCUGUUACCAAGGUAACAGCAGAUGGUGGUAUCCCUCCGCAAAAUAUGGGGCGGCGGCCGAAAAUUCAGUGCUACGUUUGUGAGUUUGCUGAACACCAGUGGAGACGGUCGAGAAUCAGUCAGUGUCACCUACUCCCCCAACGAAACGAAUACAUCAGUCGAAGAAAAAGAGAAGAAACCAGUAGCUUCCAGAUGUUCUAAAAUAAACAGAUUGUUGAUAGUGCUGGUAGCAGUACUACUGAUAACAGCGAUAGCCCUUAUUUGCUGGCACUUUCUCCGAAAAAGAGAUAAGAAACCCCACGUCUUGUUAUUGAUAGCAGAUGAUCUCGGUUGGGCUGAUGUGGGGUGGCAUAGUUCAGAUAUUUCAACUCCCUACUUGACGAGUCUGGCAAAAGACGGAAUAAUAUUCACACACUUUUACUCGCAACCUAUCUGUACGGCUUCUAGAGCAGCUUUAUUUACAGGCAGGUAUCCCUUCAAAUUGGGGUUACAGGGAUCUCGUCCCAUUUUGGCGGGGGCUCCAGGAAGUCUACCCCUUGAUAUUAAGUUACUCCCAGAGUUAAUGAAGAAGGACGGAUACAGGACCCACUUAGUGGGGAAGUGGCACCUGGGUUUUGAGACGAUUCGACAUACCCCCGUUAUGCGGGGUUUCGAUACCUUCACCGGCUUCUACAAUGGCAUGCAGGACUACUACACGCACACAACCUCCGGAUUUGACACCGUUAACGGCACUGGCGGUUACGACAUGAGACGCGACUACAUCGACUCCGAUGGUGUGCCACACAUUGACAACAUACUGUGGGGUGCCAAGGGUACAUACAACUCUCACUUGUUCACUGAUGAAGCUAUUAAGAUAGUUGAGGAUCACGAGGCUAACUACGAAGACAAGCCACUGUUCCUAGUGAUGUCCUAUCCUAACCCUCACUCUCCUAUACAAGUUCCUGAGGAGUUUAUUCAGUUCCAGGAAAAUGCGCACAUUGAAAACUCAAUCCGGAAGACAUACGCUGGAUUGGUUUACUCAAUGGAUUGCUCUGUCGCGAACAUUACAGAAGCCUUGAAAGAAAAUGAUAUGUUUGACGAUACUGUUGUUCUCUUCAUCAGCGAUAAUGGAGGGAGUUUGACUGCGGUGGAUCAGAAUGUAGGCCCCCACCCUACCGGGUCAUCUAACUAUCCUCUCAGAGGGGACAAAGGGACUCUGUGGGAAGCAGGAAGCAGGGUUCCUGCAUUUAUAUCCGGAAGAAAUGUACAAAAAGGCAAGACGAUAGACGCGAUGGUGCAUAUAACAGAUAUAUACCCGACACUGAUAAGCUACCUCGACCUGGAUAUAGACUACAUGUCACAUGAGAUGGAUGGGUCUGAUCAAUCAAAGCUUAUCAAAAUGGAAUCAGCGGAGACAGCACACGAUUACUUUAUCUACGAUAUAGAUCCUGUGUACGAACAAGCGGCUAUCAGAUACGGGCAAUGGAAGCUUAUCCUUGGAGAUCCAGCAGCAAACGAAGUGGACGGCCGUUACCAAAUAUUAAAAAAAGACCAGUCAUCGUAUGAAGAUGGAGGACUUCCCAUGAAAGAUUACGUUGAGAAAGUCUACCAACUGAUCGGGAUUUACAAGCAAUCUUUAAUAAAUAACCCCAUGUGUAAAAGUGUGGACUGUUUCUAUCCAGAGGGAACGGCAGAAAAGGUGAAAUUGUUCGAUCUAAGUGUGGAUGAGUACGAGUACAACGAUGUCGCCUCCAAACACCCAGAAACAGUAAGAAAACUCCUUGAAAUCCUGGACAAAGAGAUGUCCGAGAUGAUUCCUCCGGUUAACCUACUGGAUAGAGGCGUCGCGGAAGCUAGUCCCAAUCAUUUUAACGGCACCUGGAUGCCUUGGUUGAAGGAAGAUUCAUGAGCCUGAGAAUGAACAAAGUCAGAUCGUGCCCAAUUCCGUACUCUUAGCUUAAUGGAGAGUGUCCAGUUAUCAAUGAAAAUCCUCAAACUGACUGCCAGUCAACCAGUGUAUAACCGUGUCUAGUUUUGAUGCACAAAAUCUAUCAGAAAGAUGGUUCCCUUUUGUUUUUAUUUGUAUUUGCAAACUUUAAGUUGAGGCGUUCAAACCUCGAAGGACGAUAUAUGAUAGUUUAAAGAUAUUCUUGUUUUUACUUGACGUUACUGGUAUUUAUUUGGAAAUUUGAUUCACUGAAAUGAAAGGAAUCUAGGAGGUCGCAAGGGAGUCUUGUAAUUGUCGAUGAUUGAUGGAUAUGGUUAAUGUAAUUUUUAAACAAAUAAUUAGUCUUAAUGCUUAAUUUUUCCCGAUUCAGGGCUUUUGAAACGGGAUAAAAGUGAAAUAAUAAAUAUUGCACUGAUAAAGUGCUUAGGGCAAAUAAAACCGUGUAUGGUUUCAGGUAAAUUCCUCUUAGAAAUCCUCACAAUAUCCCAUAUCAGUUAUAUCGCUGUCUUCUUCAUCUUGUGAUAAGUGAAACAACCAUUUUGAAAUAAAGCAAUGUGAGACUUGUAUAAAAACAGUCAACCUUUGUAAUAAAAUAAAUUAAUCACAUACAUUCUUUAAACAAUUAUCUUAAUCAUGCGUUGAAAAACUUUUCUUGACACUUGACAAAACUCUUGAUCAUCAUAUUCAUAAUCCGCCAUAUUUUAAACCUCGCUGCUUUUUUUUAAAUCUAUCAAUAUCGGGUUUAAUAAGUAUCAUGCAAUGUAUUACAAACCAAAUUUAAUUUAAAUGUUACGGUUCGCAAAUUGAUCAUACCAACAUCUCAAUCUCGAUAGUUCAAUUUGAAAUAUGUAGCUAGUAGCCAUGGGCAACGAAAUUGCCUGCAAUUCGCGUUAAAAUUUCUUUAUUGAAAAUUGGCAUGCAGUAUUUAAAGGCGCAAAAGCGGUAUUACACAAAAUUUAGCUUACGAAAACAAACGGACACUUUACUACGAAAAUAGACUAAAAAGCAUAAUCAUAAGAGCUUAUAACGGCCCCCUGCAGGGCCCUAUACAUAAAUUUUCAUAAACCCCAGCAAUCAGUAUCAAUUCAUUC
Messenger RNA from Bolinopsis microptera, 3192 nucleotides. RefSeq names its product arylsulfatase B-like. The coding region runs from base 197 to 2062 and encodes 621 amino acids. NCBI's taxonomy places the organism in Eukaryota, Metazoa, Ctenophora, Tentaculata, Lobata, Bolinopsidae. The transcript has 14 exons. The record is from RefSeq and is a predicted model, not a curated record.